AUGGCGAGGGCAUUGACUCUGUUGUUACAGGGUGUAAUGGCGAGGGCAUUGACAGGGUGUAAUGACGAGGGCAUUGACUCUGUUGUUACAGAUUGUAGUGGCGGGGGCAUUGACUCUGUUGUUACAGGGUGUAAUGGCGAGGGCAUUGACUCUUUUGUUAAAGGGUAUAAUGGCGAGGGCAGUGACUCUGUUGUUACAGGGUGUAAUGGCGAGGGCAUUGACUCUGUUGUUACAGGGUGUAAUGGCGAGGGCAUUGACUCUUUUGUUACAGGGUAUAAUGGCGAGGGCAGUGACUCUGUUGUUACAAGGUGUAAUGGUGAGGGCAUUGACUCUGUUGUUACAAUGUGUAAUAGCGAGGGCAUUGACUCGUGUUACAAGGGUGUAAUUGGCGAGGGCAUUGACUCUUUUGUUACAGGGUGUAAUGGUGAGGUCAUUGACUCUGUUGUCACAGGGUGUAAUGGUGAGGGCAUUGACUCUGUUGUUACAAGGUGUAAUGGCGAGUGCAUUGACUCUGUUGUUACAGGGUGUAAUGGCGAGGGCAUUGACGCUGUUGUUACAGAGUGUAAUGUUGUGGGCAUUGCCUCUGUUGUUACAGGGUGUAAUGGUGAGGGCAUUGACUCUGUUGUUACAAGGUAUAAUGGCGAGGGCAUUGCCUCUGUUGUUACAGGGUGUAAUGGCGAGGGCAUUGACUCUGUUGUUACAGGGCGUAAUGGCGAGGGCAUUGACUCUGUUGUUACAGAGUGUAAUGUUGUGGGCAUUGACUCUGUUGUUACAAGGUGUAAUGGCGAGUGCAUUGACUCUGUUGUUACAGGGUGUAAUGGCGAGGGCAUUGACUCUGUUGUUACAGAGUGUAAUGUUGUGGGCAUUGCCUCUGUUGUUACAAGGUGUAAUGGCGAGGGCAUUGACUCGUGUUACAAGGGUGUAAUGGCGAGGGCAUUGACAGGGCGUAAUGACGAGGGCAUUGACUCUGGUGUUACAAUGUGUAAUAGCGAGGGCAUUGACUCUGUUGUCACAGGGUGUAAUGGUGAGGGCAUAGACUGCUAG
Molecule: messenger RNA, 1044 nt
Organism: Mizuhopecten yessoensis (Yesso scallop)
Lineage: Eukaryota; Metazoa; Mollusca; Bivalvia; Pectinida; Pectinidae
Exons: 3
Coding region: 1-1044 (347 amino acids)
Source: RefSeq, a predicted model, not a curated record